AUGGCGUCUCGCCGACUAAUUUCGACUUCGCUCUGGCGGGCCGCCGCCGCCCCGGCUCAAGCGACAUCGCUCUCCGCCGCACGAUGGAGCUCGACGACCAGCUCGACCUCUGCUAUUGCCUACAAGGCUCUUCGACGCCGCUCGGCACCUCUGCCCGUCAGCGACAGCCCGCCCGCCUGGUCCGCCCAGGCUGCCGUCUCUAACAUCCUCUACGACAUGCCCUCCCCGUCAUCGCAACCCCCGAAGCGUCACGUCCUCAACUGCCUUGUCCAGAACGAGCCCGGUGUGUUGUCCCGCGUCUCCGGCAUUCUCGCGGCCCGCGGCUUCAACAUCGACUCACUCGUCGUAUGCAGCACCGAGGUCGAUGACCUCUCGCGCAUGACCAUCGUCCUGACCGGACAGGACGGCGUCGUCGAGCAGGCCAGACGUCAAUUGGAGGAUCUCGUUCCUGUCUGGGCCGUAUUGGACUACACCAACGCCGCCCUGGUUCAGCGCGAGCUUCUGCUGGCCAAGAUCAACAUUCUUGGACCUGAGUACUUUGAGGAGCUGCUCGCUCAUCACCGUGAGAUGACGGCCGUCGACAUCGAGGAGCAUGCGCUCGAAGGAGAGCAGCAGCAGACCCUUGAGGAUGUCGCCAAGGACUUCCACCCCAGCAAAUUGGCUGUCAGCCAGGCAUUGCGCCACAAGCACGAGCAUUUGAAGUCCAUUACCUACUUCGCCCACCAGUUCGGAGGAAAGGUCCUUGAUAUCAGCACCAACAGCUGUAUCGUGGAAGUCUCCGCCAAGCCGUCCAGAAUCGAUUCCUUCCUGAAGCUCAUUGGACCGUUUGGUAUCCUCGAGUCUGCCCGCACUGGUCUGAUGGCCCUGCCCCGUUCGCCGUUGUACGGACCCAACGAGGAGACGAUUAUCAAGGAAGCGGAUGAGGUUGUCGACGCUAGCCAGCUUCCUCCUGGUUAA
Messenger RNA from Colletotrichum orchidophilum, 957 nucleotides. Its product is annotated as acetolactate synthase. Gene Ontology annotation, cellular component: acetolactate synthase complex; mitochondrial nucleoid. The coding region runs from base 1 to 957 and encodes 318 amino acids. NCBI's taxonomy places the organism in Eukaryota, Fungi, Ascomycota, Sordariomycetes, Glomerellales, Glomerellaceae. The record is from RefSeq and is a predicted model, not a curated record. Gene Ontology annotation, molecular function: acetolactate synthase regulator activity. Gene Ontology annotation, biological process: branched-chain amino acid biosynthetic process. The transcript is spliced from 2 exons.